Messenger RNA from Aureobasidium melanogenum CBS 110374, 1734 nucleotides. Its product is annotated as WD40 repeat-like protein. Lineage: Eukaryota; Fungi; Ascomycota; Dothideomycetes; Dothideales; Saccotheciaceae. Gene Ontology annotation, molecular function: snoRNA binding; protein binding. Gene Ontology annotation, cellular component: small-subunit processome. The coding region runs from base 1 to 1734 and encodes 577 amino acids. The transcript has a single exon. The record is from RefSeq and is a predicted model, not a curated record.
AUGUCGAGUUUCUUCACCAAACCUGCCUCUCUGAAGAGAAAGAGACCCGAAGGCGGUGCACCACGACCUCAGCGCACAAACGACCGUUCAAACGCUCGACCGACUAAGCGAAGAGAAACUCGUGACAAUUCCGUGUCUGGCAGCGAUUUUGACGACGACGAUGAUGUAGGCCCUCGCCCACCUGCCGACUCUGAUGACGAGUCUUCAGAAUCAGAAUUUGAGGGCGAGGAUGCGGCAGGACGAAGAACACGGCUGGCAGAACGAUACCUUGAAAACACGCGACAACAAAUCAUCUCCGAAGGCUUCGACGCAAAGGACAUUGAUGCCGAGCUACUGGCUGAGCGCAUGGGCGAGCGCUUGAAGGAGGAUUCGGCAGAGAGCAAGGGAAAAAUCUAUCGCUGGAUUGCAGACGACUACGACUACCAGAACGCCCUCCACUCGCAAUUCCGCGCAGACUCGCAGACGCUGACAGGCGUAGCCACAUGCGCUCCCUACAUUUACACUGUCUCCAAGGACAUGACUCUGAUCAAGUGGGAGAUGCCACAAAAGAUUGAUGCUUCAUCCAAACACACGCAACCUACAAAGCCUAAGAAGCUCAUCUAUACACGCGGCAACGGAAAGAGAGAGGACGAUAUCGAGUUCAAGCAUCACACCGAUGCUAUUCUUUGUGUGGCUGCCUCAUCAGAUGGAAAGUUCGUAGCGACUGGUGGCAGAGACAGAAAACUCAUCGUCUGGGAUGCCGCAACACUCACACCCUUGAAGUUCUUCCACCACCACAGAGACGCCGUUACCUCUCUUUGCUUCCGUCGCACAACAAACCAACUCUAUUCGGCUAGCAAGGACAGAACAAUCAAGCUCUGGAGUUUGGACGAGCUGGCCUACGUGGAAACACUCUUCGGUCACCAAGAUGAGGUUACCGAUGUCGCCGCUCUGAAUCAAGAAUUGUGCGUUACAGUAGGCGCUAGAGACAGGACAGCAAGAUACUGGAGAGUCGUCGAGGAAAGUCAACUUGUCUUCCGCGGCGGCGGUAGUGGUGCAUCAUCGAAGCAAAGAAAAGAGAACGCUGCAGCUGGUAUUCCUCAACCACGAGAGUUCCACGAAGGAUCCAUUGACAGAGUGACAAUGAUCGAUGACGAGCAUUUUGUUACUGGUUCUGAUAACGGCACUCUCUCGCUCUGGAACAUUCAAAAGAAGAAGUCUGUAUUCACUCUACCCCUCGCACAUGGUCUUGACCCGCCACCAAACCCCGAAGAUGUCAGCGCGGAAGCCGAUCCUUCAGCAGACGUAAGCGUAUACACCGAGCCUCAGCCCCGAUGGAUCACAGCACUCGCAUGUGUGCCGUUUAGUAAUAUCGUCAUCAGUGGCAGCUGGGACGGUCAGCUUAGAGCCUGGAAGAUCAGCGAGGACAAGAGGAAGCUGGAAGCUUUAGGCCCCAUCGGCUGUGUCGAAGACAGUCAACUCAUUGAUGGAGAAGCGAUGUACAUGGACGACUCGAUACAUGCUGUGCCAGAGUCAAACAAGACGGUCAGGGGAGUCAUCAACGACAUUGCUGUGUUUGAACGUGGUGACAGGGGCAAAGACGGCCUGGCGAUUGUUGCAGCUGUUGGCAAAGAGCACAAGCUUGGACGAUGGAUGCAAAAUGCUGGAAAGAACCAUGCCAUGCUAUUCCGUGUCUUCAAGAAAGUGGCCGAGAAUGGCACGAUAAAGGAAACUGAAGAAUCAGAGGACGAGUGA